Messenger RNA from Ficedula albicollis (Collared flycatcher), 1329 nucleotides. RefSeq lists its product as uncharacterized. The record is from RefSeq and is a predicted model, not a curated record. NCBI's taxonomy places the organism in Eukaryota, Metazoa, Chordata, Aves, Passeriformes, Muscicapidae. Bases 574 to 1329 code for a protein of 251 amino acids. The transcript is spliced from 2 exons.
AUUAGUAUUGGACUUAAUAGGAGAGGGUGGUUUUUUUUAUUUGAGUAUAGACAUUGCUGCUGUAUUUUUUCAAGUUUAUGACUGUGUCUACUCCUCUUAUAAAGAUUUCCUUGUUUGUACACAGCUGUAGAGGUCUUGCAAGUGGGAGAAAUUCUUUCAGCUGAACAUGUGAGAGAGGCUGCCUUUGCUUUUCCCUGGUGAGCAAUUGCAAGACAGCUCAGUUACCUGUCAGGAGGGUUUCGAGGUGUGUUCUAUCCACACCUUCAUUUUUGGCAGCCUGUGGGGAGAACGGUUACAUGUGAGAGCAGAAUCGAGCUGUAGGGUGGACACUUUGGUGUAAAACUGAGAGGACUGCCCUCACAUAGGGAAGGAACCCCCUCCAUCCAUCUCCCAGAGUGAUGAGGUACAAACUGAAGUCUAGUCUCUCACACACACCCAGGGAAGUGUUUUGAGGCACCAUCUCUGGAAGUGUUCAUCAAACGUGUGGCACUUAGGGACACGGUUUAGUGGUGAACACGGUGAUGCUGGGUCAGCAGUUGGAUUUGAUGCUCUCAGAAGUCUUCUCCAACCAUAAUGAUCGUACGGUUCUGUGGUGACAGAGGUAUAAAACUGGGGCAGGAGAGACUCAACAAAUGCCCGUUUACAUCCAGCUGCCAUUUUUCUAACGCAAGCCUUUACUGUCAAACCUGCCGCUCCGCCUGGGGAGGCACGACUAAAAUGGAGCCCGGUCACCUGGAUGGCGAGGUGCCCCCAGGAUGGCGGGUGCCGCGGGCUAUACCACGCCUUUCUGUGCCGUUCUGUGUAUUUGAGGGUGCACCCUUUUCUGCGGGGGAGGUCAGGGAGCGGGGCAGAGCGGCUCGCUGCAGGCCCCGGCUGCGUUUGGCCAUUGUGCCGCCGUUGCCGCGGCGAUGGGAGCAGCUGCGGCGGCCUUGGCCGCGGCCCCGGGCAAGCUGCGGGCCGUGUUUGCCAACACCGGGCACAGCGGCCCUGCCCGAGCCCGCCCGGCGGACGCAGGGCCGCUCCCCGCGGGCAGCCACCCGCACGGCUCGGGCAGGACACGCCGAGCGACUGUCCCCUCACGGCGCCCGCGGCUGCCCCGCAUCGGGCCCGCUGCCCCGACACGGCUCCGUGCCGCUCUCCCUGGCACGUUGUUUCUCGCAGAUUUACGGCGGGAGAUUUGCUGCUGGGGCUGACCUUUCUUCCUCCGUCCGGGGUAAUGAAUGUUGCUGUUUAAACGCUCUGCCUCCACAGCCCUUGUGCUUCAGGUUUUCAAAGAGUAGCAGAGUACCCAGGGGAAGAAGCCCUUUGUUGCCUGGCUGUGAAACCUGA